CCACAAUGCAGCGCGAGCGAGUGGGUAAAGCGCGCAUGCGCCCUACCCAAUCCCUCUUUGGACGUACGUCUCCACUGAAACGAUGGCCAAGCGUACCAAGAAGGUGGGGAUCGUUGGUAAAUAUGGCACACGUUAUGGUGCAUCGCUGAGGAAGAUGGUCAAGAAAAUUGAAAUCUCCCAGCACGCAAAAUACACCUGCUCUUUCUGUGGCAAGACCAAGAUGAAGAGGAGGGCAGUUGGUAUCUGGCACUGUGGGUCAUGCAUGAAAACCGUGGCUGGAGGUGCUUGGACUUACAACACAACUUCCGCUGUCACAGUCAAAUCUGCGAUCAGGAGACUGAAGGAGUUGAAGGACCAGUAAACCAAGUGCAACGAUCACUGGUGGAUUUGGGACUUUAUUUUGUAUAAUUUAACCGACCAGGACAUGGCCUCAACAUCCUAAAAUAAAUCAGUCUGGAGCGGAA
This is a messenger RNA of Cheilinus undulatus (humphead wrasse), 464 nucleotides long. RefSeq names its product ribosomal protein L37a (gene rpl37a). Gene Ontology annotation, molecular function: structural constituent of ribosome. Lineage: Eukaryota; Metazoa; Chordata; Actinopteri; Labriformes; Labridae. The transcript is spliced from 4 exons. The record is from RefSeq and is a predicted model, not a curated record. Gene Ontology annotation, cellular component: ribosome. Gene Ontology annotation, biological process: translation. The coding region runs from base 83 to 361 and encodes 92 amino acids.